Messenger RNA from Ipomoea nil (Japanese morning glory), 750 nucleotides. RefSeq names its product probable calcium-binding protein CML25. Bases 171 to 743 code for a protein of 190 amino acids. The transcript has a single exon. The record is from RefSeq and is a predicted model, not a curated record. Gene Ontology annotation, molecular function: calcium ion binding. Lineage: Eukaryota; Viridiplantae; Streptophyta; Magnoliopsida; Solanales; Convolvulaceae.
CUUAUGGGACCUUUCACUCUCUUCAAUUCUAUCUUCUCUCAAAUCAACCUUUCUAUACUUUGCCACAUUCCUCUAUCUAAUCCAAAUCCACUAUUCCAUAUAUUAUUUUCUCUCAAAUUAUCCAAUCUCCAUCAUCCAAUCUUAUCCAAAAAAAACAAAAAAUAACCAAAAUGUUUGAUAAUGUGGGAUUCAAAUCUCUCUUCGGCAAGGAGAAGCCGCGGGAGAGCCCUAGCGAGAAUGGCGGAUCCGUAAACUCGAGAACGUCGUCGAUUAGCUCUCGGGCGCGCCUGGAGGAGGAGCUGGAGCAGGUGUUCAACAAAUUCGACGUCAACGGCGACGGCAAGAUCUCGUGGUCGGAGCUGGGGUCCAUCAUGGGCAGCUUGGGCCACGUGGCGACGGAGGAGGAGCUGAAGGCGAUGGUCCGGGAGGUGGACGGCGACGGCGACGGCUUCAUCGAUCUCCGAGAGUUCAUCGAGCUCAACACGCAGGACAUUGACUCCGAGGAGGUGUUGCGGAACCUCAAGGACGCCUUCUCCGUCUUCGACGCCGACAAAAACGGCUCCAUCUCCGCCGAGGAGCUCCAGAACGUGAUUCACAACCUCGGCGACGACUGCUCCAUUGCCGAUUGCCGGAACAUGAUCAGCGGCGUCGAUCGCGACGGCGACGGGAUGAUCGAUUUCGAGGAGUUUAGGGUCAUGAUGAUGAUGGGAUCUCGCUUUGAUGCUAUGGAUUCUAAGAUUUGAGUAAUUA